This is a messenger RNA of Cynoglossus semilaevis (tongue sole), 1676 nucleotides long. RefSeq lists its product as uncharacterized. Gene Ontology annotation, biological process: protein ubiquitination. The transcript has 11 exons. The record is from RefSeq and is a predicted model, not a curated record. The coding region runs from base 179 to 1558 and encodes 459 amino acids. Gene Ontology annotation, molecular function: ubiquitin protein ligase activity. Lineage: Eukaryota; Metazoa; Chordata; Actinopteri; Pleuronectiformes; Cynoglossidae.
AGCGGAACUAAAUGAAAAGUUUUACUGUUCGACGUAACACCCGGAACUUCCGGUUACACCGGGCAGUGUUUCCUGUUUUCUCUUGAGCAGCGGCCUCUUCGCUCCUGACUGCGCUAAAAACAGUGGAAGAAGGCUCAAAUCGGUGGUUUCUGAACUGGUUCUGUGACGCUCUGAGACCAUGGACGAGACGUCAGCAGGUAGUUUGUCCGACCCGGACCCAGACAGUCCUGGACCUUUGAACCGCGGGUGCUUGCUUGACCAGACUGACGAUCUUUGCCAGGAUAUGUCGGUCAUCGUCCCAGAAACUCCCAGUCCACAGUUGGGCAAACGCAGAAGAUUAAGACGAGUCUCAGCAGAACGAUUAAACUCUGCUGGGGUCCGUACGUCACUGGACAGAGGCUCUUUUUCCCCCAGCACAGAUGGAGGUUUCUCCAAACGCCGGCGGCUAGCAGCAGCAUCAGUAGCAUCAGCAUCGAUGUCAGGAUCAAGUGUCGAUGGUUUUGUUCCUGCUUCAUCUCUGAGGUCGUUCCCCCUCACCUCCUGGCUGGAGGCCUCGCUGUCCACCGUCUCCUGUUUCUCCUCCACUUCUUCAUCCUCUUCUUCCCAGUCCUCCUCUGCAUCCUCCUCGUCACUGUCCUCGUCUUCAUCAUCCUUCUCCUCCACUCAAGUCUCACAGGAGGACGUAGAAGUAUUGGCUCUCACCACAUCCACAGCAGAGUCCAGUCUUUCAAGAUUCAGAAGGAGAGAGACAGGGAGGGAGGGAGAGAGGGGGAGGCGAACCCCAGUGUCACUGUCACCAUCAUCACCGCAACGACAGACGCCAACGCCAUUUCCUGAUUCUGACUCUGUGUCCUUCCUCACAGAAGAGGAGAGGAGGUGGCUGGACUCCGAACAGGGUAAUACCUCUCCAGCAGCAGCAGUGGAGGAGAUCGUUAUUAGUGAUGAUGAUGAGACGUUUGUCCGUUCGUUGCAGACGACUGAGGACGAGGCUUUUGCUCGUAACCUUCAGGCCCAGUUUGACCGAGAGGAGCAGCACCACAGACAGCAGUUUCGUCAGCAUCAACAUCAUCAGCCUCACCAUCAGUACAGACACCACACAAUGUUCCCUCACACCACCCCCAGCUGGAUGUCUCAGAUCCUGAUGGCAGUUUCUCCUGAUGCGGCUUUUCAUGAUGAACUGAUUGGUCAGCACCGACCCAGAGGGCGGAACAGAAGGAGGAACCCUUUCCUGGACGGACCAGGAGACUCUCAGGGAAAUGACUACGAGGCCCUGCUGGAGUUCGAGGAGCGUCAAGGUUCCGUCAUGUCCAAGAAGUUGACGCAAAGAGAAAUUCAACGUUUUCCGACCAAAACCUUCAAGAAUGCGAGCUGUGGUGGGAACACACAGUGUCAGAUCUGCUUCUGUGACUACACCGACGGCGAGAAGCUCAGGAUGUUGCCCUGUUUCCAUGACUACCACAUGAAAUGUAUCGACCGGUGGUUGAAGGACAACACCACCUGUCCUAUCUGCAGGGCCAAUCUGGCUGAUGGAGACACAUUGGCUCCUCCCAACCUUUGACCUCUGACCUCUGUGUUCUAUGUUUUGAAGAUCCAUGUUGUUUUAAAGAAUGACUCUCAUUGUGUUUGAUCUGUUUUUAAUCUUUUAUUAUAAGAAGUAUUAAAACAUUUUGACUUCA